UCUCAGCGGUAUACGAGGGUGGAGGUGCUGUUUUAUUUUAAAAGAAGAUUUUGCAAAAUAAAUAUUGGUUUAUAAAUCUUAGUUGAAUCAAUUCUUUGAAUUUAAACUAAAUACAAUAAACAGACCUGCUUUAUUUAAAAGUGUUUUGUAAAUAAAGGUGAAAGUUGUUUGUGAUCUAAAAUAAUGGCAUUAGAGUCUGAAGAAAAACUUUCAGCCAAAAAUAAAGGUGGUACUGAAGAUACUAACUGCAACAGAAAAGAUGGAAAGGUAAUUGAUGAAAAAAAUGAAAUAAGUGAUGGAUCAGAUAUAAAAGAAAUUAACGGUAACGAAAGUAGUGACGAUAAGAAAUCCGAAUCAGAAAUUAAAGAAAAUAAAAUUGAAGAUAAUGCAUCGGAUCCUUUAGAAAUUUAUCAGGAUCCUGGGAUUACUGUACAUAUACAAAGUCCCGGAGCUGAACUACUCUCAAUUCAGGUUUCCAGCAUGGAAUUAGUUCAGGAAAUUAAUCAACUUUUGAUGGACCGUGAAGAUACUUGUCAUCGCACAUGUUUUUCUUUGCAGUUAGAUGGAGUAACUUUGGAUAAUUUUGCUGAAUUAAAAAAUGUUGAAGGCCUUAAAAGUGGAUCUGUAAUUAAAGUGGUUGAAGAACCUUAUACUAUGCGUGAGGCUAGAAUUCAUGUACGGCAUGUACGGGAUUUAUUAAAGUCUAUGGACUCUUGUGACGCGUACAAUGGGGUGGAUUGUAGUUCGCUUACUUUUUUAACGGCUAUUACUCAAGGGGAUUUAUCCGAAAAGAAAAAAUCGAGACCGGAUAAUAUAGAAUGUUCUCCACCCGAAUAUAUUUUACCCGGAUCAAAAGAUCGUCCGAUUUUGCCACUUCAGCCAGGCGCCAAAAAUUCUAAAGGACCACAAGCAUUAAAAGUGUUAACAACAUCUGCGUGGAAUCCUCCACCUGGUCCACGAAAGCUUCAUGGGGAUCUAAUGUAUUUAUAUGUCGUAACAAUGGAAGAUAAACGUUUUCAUAUAUCAGCAUGUCCAAAAGGUUUUUUCAUUAAUCAAUCGACAGAUGAAAUUUUCAAUCCAAAACCUGACAAUCCAAGCCACUUAUGUCAUUCUUUGAUUGAUUUACUUUCACAAAUAUCUCCACAUUUCAAACGAACAUUUGCACAAAUGCAAAAAAAGCGUACAAUGCGACAUGCUUUUGAAAGAGUUGCAACUCCUUAUCAAGUUUAUACUUGGUGUUCGCCUUAUUUGGAGCAUACAAUUGAUGCUAUACGUGCAGAAGAUGCGUUUUCAUCUAAAUUGGGAUAUGAGGAGCAUAUUCCCGGUCAAACGAGAGAUUGGAAUGAGGAAUUGCAAACAACACGUGAAUUACCUCGCAAAACCCUUCCUGACCGUUUAUUGAGAGAACGAGCUAUUUUUAAGGUUCACGGAGAUUUUGUAAUUGCGGCUACUCGAGGUGCUAUGGCUGUAAUAGAUGGCAAUGUUUUAGCUAUUAAUCCUGGAGAAGAUGCUAAAAUGCAAAUGUUUAUAUGGAAUAAUAUAUUUUUUUCUUUGGGAUUUGAUGUUAGAGAUCAUUACAAAGAGUUUGGAGGAGACUAUGCGGCCUUUGUUGCUCCGCGUAAUGAUUUACAGGGAGUUAGAGUCUACAGUGCUGUAGAUUUGGAAGGACUUUACACAUUAGGAACAGUUGUAAUAGAUUAUCGUGGAUAUAGGGUUACAGCUCAGUCAAUUAUUCCUGGUAUUUUGGAAAGGGAACAAGAACAAUCUGUAGUAUAUGGAUCGAUAGACUUUGGAAAAACCGUUUUAACUCAUCCUAAAUAUUUAGAACUUUUAACCCAGGCUGGUCAACACCUCAAAAUACUACCUCAUUCUGUUUUGAAUGAUAAAGAUGAAGAAGUUGAACUUUGCUCCUCAGUUGAAUGCAAAGGAAUAAUUGGGAAUGAUGGACGUCAUUAUAUAUUGGAUUUGCUAAGAACGUUCCCACCUGAUGUCAACUUUUUAAGACUUUCUGAUGAAAAACUAAGUGCGGAAUUACAAGCUGCUGGAUUUCCUAUCGAACAUAAACAUAAGUUAUGUUGUCUAAGGCAGGAGUUAUUGGAAGCUUUUGUUGAAGACCGUUAUGUGCAAUUCAUCAAAUAUGCGGCACAUCAUUUACAAAAAAUUAGUACAACAAAAAAACCAGAGACCGAAGAACAUGAAAGCGGAGGGAAAAAGGAAAGUAAGCUACUGGAAAAUAACAACGUCAUUGAAAAAGAUGAUGAAACACAGAAAGUGAUAGAUCAAAAAUCCAACACCAGUGAAAAUCAAAACAUAGCAACUGGAGCUAUAGACAAGAAGAUCGAAAAAUCAGAGGAAAUAGACGGAAUUCCAAAAGGAAAAGAAGCUGAAGUUAAAAAAUUGACUGACACUUUGACAGAGAAAGGUAUUACUGAUGAAAAACAAGCAGCUGAUGUAGUUAAACGAGCCUGCGCUGCGGUUCAGUCUUUAAAAGAAUAUGAGUUUGACUUUAGAUUUAAUCCAGAUGUUUUUUCUCCUGGCAUUAAACAUGUUGACAAAUCCGACAGUACAUGUUCUUUAAAAAAACAAAAACAAUUAGUUAAAGAUGCUGCAGAGUUUCUAGUUCUUAAACAAAUUCCUAGUUUUGUGCAAGAACAUACUGAUCAUUCAUCAGCUCCUAUGGACGGUGUUACUCUAACUGAAGCAUUACAUAAUCGUGGAAUUAAUAUAAGAUAUUUAGGAAAAGUUAUUCAGAUAUUAGCCAAGGUUCCUAAAUUAGAGUAUUUGUAUCAAAUUGCUGUGCAAGAGCUAAUUAUUCGGGCAACAAAACACAUUUAUUAUAAUUAUAUGCAAAACACCGAAAUGAUGAGUUUGUCAGCCGCCAUCUCACAUUUUCUAAAUUGUUUUCUUACUUCUGGUUUAGUAGUUUUGCCAGCCUUAGGUUCUGAUGAGCUAAUAAAAACAAAUAAACGCCGUAACAAACGCAAACCAGGAAACCGAACUACUUUAUUUGGUAGUGAUAAUAAUGAGUGGGCAGGAAUUACCCAAAGAUCUUUAUGGCAACACAUAAAGAAAGAAAUAAAAUCAUAUUGGGAUUAUGAUUUAGGUUGUGAUAGUAUUGAACAAGUUUGUGAAAAUUUUAAGUUACAGCGUAUAAGCAUGCUUCGUGGCUUUUGUUUAAAAGUUGGAAUUCAGAUUUAUUUACGCGAAUACAACUUUGACUCGCGGAAUAAGCCAACCUUUAGUGAUGAAGAUAUUUUAAAUGUGUUUCCGAUUGUAAAACAUGUUAACCCAAGAGCUUCAGAUGCAUAUAAUUUUUAUACUACUGGUCAAACAAAAAUUCAACAAGGUUAUUUUAACGAAGGAUAUGAACUUAUUACUGAAGCUUUAAAUUUGUUGAAUAAUGUUUUUGGUGCUAUGCAUCCGGAGAACGCUCAAUGUUUGAGAAUGUUGGCCCGAUUAAGCUAUAUUAUGGGUGAUCCACAGGAAGCAUUAACAAUACAACAAAGAGCCGUGAUUAUGAGUGAGCGCGUAAACGGAAUUGAUCACCCAUAUGUAAUACUAGAAUAUUCACAUUUAGCUUUAUACAGCUUUGCAAAUGGACAAAUAAGUACAGCUCUUAAACUUUUCUACAGGGCACGUUAUUUGGCGUUAUUAAUUUUUGGUGAAAAUCAUCCGGACAUAGCUUUAUUAGAUAGUAACAUAAGUUUAAUUCUUCAUGCUGUUGGAGAUUAUGAAACUUCUUUAAAAUUUUUGGAGCAUGCUCUAGCGCUGAAUAUUAAAUAUUUUGGAAAAAAAUCCCUUAAAGUGGCAGUCAGUUAUCACUUAGUUGCAAGAACGCAAAGUUGUAUGGGCGAUUUCAGAUCAGCCUUAAAUAAUGAAAAAGAAACGUAUGCUAUUUAUAAGCAACAGCUUGGUGAAAAUCAUGAAAAAACUCAAGAAUCCUCAGAGUGUCUUAAAAUACUUACACAACAAGCCGUAUUUUUGCAAAAGAAAAUGAACGACAUUUACACAAACGGCAAAUUAACAACUGGACUUCCACCAAUUCAUAUUCAACCGCCAACGAUGGGCUCAGUUUUAGAUAUGUUGAAUGCAAUCAAUGGAAUUUUAUUCGUUCAAAUAAGUCCGAAAAAUAUGGCUAAGCUGCGUAGCGAAUUGGAAAAACAUCAGAAUAGCGAAACAGCUUCAACCGAAACUUCAGAGUCAAUUAAAAGAAUAAUAACAAACGCCGCUUCCAAAGUUGAUCAAGAGACUGAAAAAACUACAGAUUUAACUUUAAAUGCAGAAGAUGAAUCACGUUCUAGUAUAAUUAAGAUAGCAAACGGAUCUACCACAAUAUUAGAUGAGAAACAAGAAGUUUCAGUGGAUGCUGUUACCGUUACAAGUUGAAUUCUAUUAAACACGUAUAAAAUAAAACAGUAAUUGCAUCAAAAAUUUUUUUUUAAUGUACUAGACUUUAAGUAAUAUGUCAUUUUGAAAUACAUUAUACAUAGUUUCACAAUAGAAUAUUAAAUCAUACGAAAAUCCAUUUUCGAUACUAUAAAAUAUCAAUUGAAAGAAAUAAAAGCUAAAUAUAUAGAAGAAUCA
Condylostylus longicornis is the source of this 4584-nucleotide messenger RNA. RefSeq names its product clustered mitochondria protein homolog (gene clu). Gene Ontology annotation, biological process: intracellular distribution of mitochondria. Gene Ontology annotation, cellular component: cytoplasm. The transcript has 7 exons. Gene Ontology annotation, molecular function: mRNA binding; protein binding. NCBI's taxonomy places the organism in Eukaryota, Metazoa, Arthropoda, Insecta, Diptera, Dolichopodidae. The record is from RefSeq and is a predicted model, not a curated record. The coding region runs from base 184 to 4386 and encodes 1400 amino acids.